AUCUUUUGUGGCACGGCAGGAGCUGCUGGAUGACGAGGAGGAAGGAUCUUGAAAGAAGGGAAGGAGCCUCGGGGAAGGGGAGGGGCCAUUUUGAGAAAGGGAAGAGCCAGGUGUGAAGCGCCUGGGCUUUAGGAGCAACAGGUGGAUUGUGUGUGUUUGACGACUUGUGCUUUCAUGUAGACUUGGAAGCUGAGAAGACAGGCAUUGCUUUACUAUUUUAUUACCAGAGCUAGGCAUCUGAUAGGCACUUAGCAAGUGAACGGGUGUGAGUGGAAAGAGCGGAAGGGUUGGAGACUGGGACUGCAGUAAAAACCCAAACGGCUGAUCUGGAGCGAUGGUUGUAUGAAUCACGCCCUUAAGAUUCCUUCUAUGGGUCAUCGAAGCUGCUGUGCUCUGUGGGCACGAAAGAAGCAUAAGGAGCAAGAUAAUUAACGUAGAGAGAUAAGAUUUAUACUCCUGAAAAUGUGAACAAACUGUGCAAAUUGAGUGGUGCAUGUGCUUAACUUUGAGGCAGAUUCAACUCCCUGCCGAACUGUGUUCCAAAAUUGUAAAUUAGGUUGAAGCCUUCAUAUCAUUUUCCUUUAGAAACUAUAUGACCAGUGAUCAGCGUGCCCAAGACACUCUUCAAGACCUAUUUAACCACUUCAUAUGCCUGAAGCUUAGCUCUGUAUUAAGAAACUUUGCUUCCACCAUAGCUAAAGGUGUUUCUGUUCAUUGAUUUCCUCACCCAACACAUGUUGUUAAGGAUCCACAAGACCGCCCAUUCCGUAUUCUAGUUGAGACUAUGAGAAGCCUAUCUUUCCCAGGCUGAAAUUCGGACGUAGAUUCAAGAUUCUUUUAAACCUGAAACUUCCAGAAAGAAGUGGGGAGGGUGUAGGGCGUGAUAUAGAGCCAAGGAGAUGGCAAGGAGUUUUAAGGGAUCAUAGCUUGCUUUUGACUUAAGUGUCCUGGGCUUUUCACCUCUCCUGGCCCAUUAACACCCCCCUCCUUAAUUACCUGAGAAUGUGUCAACCAGGUGUAGGAAUCUAGAAUAAGGCAUUUGGAAUCUGACUUUUUAUAUAAGCAAUGGCAAAUAGGUAGCAUGUGUGUUACCACUCUUUAUUCUCUAGCAGACAUCAUUAAUCAACCACAGAACUCUUUCCUGCAGUGGCCAAGUCUUAACACCCUUUUCAAUGCAACGCUGUAGUUGUGUUGGGACUGUUUGGAACCAACAAUCUUCUUCAAGCCUAAGAUAGAGAGAAAAGACCGCCAACAUUCUGUUUUAGUAGUGGAGCAUCUUAAUCCAGUUUGAACACCAGUGUUACUGAGGAGCACCUAGCUAUCUGAUUUCUUUCAUUUCCUCUGAUCUCAUAUUGGAAACGAUUAGGAUGUCCAAAGAUAUUUGAACUUCCAUAGGAAGAAGAUGUUAAAAACCUUCAGCCCCAAUCACAGUAAUGGAUCUCUGUCAGAAAAAUGAGACGGAAUCAGAAAAUAGUGAAAAUAAUGAAAUUCACAGCCCAGAAGAAACAGAAUUAACCUAUACUUGCCCGGAUGAAAGAAGUGAAAAGAAUCAUGUUUGUUGUCUUCUCAGUAUCAGUGAUAUUACGCUUGAACAAGAUGAAAAAGCCAUGGAAUCUGUCAUCGGAACGGGGUGGGAAGAAGCUGUCCAAGGCUGGGGAAGGACUUCUCCAACUGCCUGCAUCUGGCCCAGGAAGAAGCUUAAAAAGGCGAGGGUGGGAGAAGGUGCCGGUAGCUGCUUACUCUGUGGCAGUCUCUCCCAAGGGAGCGCUGAGGCCAGGCCUCAGGCGGAGGCGGAGAAGUUGGGGUCAGGGGCUCCUGCUGAGGUGGGUCUGGAGAAGGAUCAAGGCAGCCCCUCCCAGACUCGGGGAACCUCUCUGGGCUCCACCACCGCCACCUCCAGGGAGGUUAGCAAGAUCUGCUUUCCCCGCUGCGGUCAGGGAGAGAAAAAGAGUCUGCAAAUAAAGGAGUUUAUGUGGUGCAAGGAAGACUGGGCCACCCCUGAGGCUCUUAGGGGCAAGGACCCCAGAAGCCCCAGCAGAGGUCCCUCCAUCUCAGACUCCUUGACUUCCGGGGCCCUUUUAGUUCUGCCUCCCCUGAAGGCUUCACUCCCAAAUGGCUUGGAUGUUCUGGGUAAGAAGAGUAAGAACUUCUUGCAGCCGGAGAAGGUGCUGAGUGUGGAAAAGGAUGAGUGUGUGGCUUGUGCAUAUGGAUUGAAAACAGUUGAUGGGAAAGGUGAAAAGAGACCCAUUGAGCUGGCCAGUCACCCCAAGGUCAAUGACACACUGCCUUUUCCUCCCCGGGUGGCACCGACAUCCCUGCUGGCGCAUCAGGAGCGGUGCUGCCUGCACUGGUCCCUCCUGCCUGAGAAAAACCUGGUGUGCCCUCCUGACCCCAGCAACGUGCGCUAUCUCGCCACCGUGCGGCUUUUGCAGAGACACGGAGUACAGAACUACAAAGCCAAAUUCAAAGCCAGGGAGCCAAGGCCUCCCGUCAACACCCAAAAGUGCAUUCUCACGGAGGCCAAGCAGGAACACAGGCCCCAAACGUUGGAGACCAAAGUGUUCCCGAGAACUCUCUUGCCGUCCCUCACCGUGAGCAGAGUUGUCAUUCCUGUCUCCGCUCACAGACUGCUCUGAGUUGCCACAAUAGAAUUCCCUGGGAAUACGCACUGUUUGAAUUCAUUGAUCCUCUCCCUGUCUCUCCCCUGCCCCGUCCCAUCCUUUCUUCUUUUCUUCUCUUCUUCCAUACUCUUACCACCCACCCACCCUCCCCUUGCCUUUUUUUUUUUUCCAGUAGAACCGGGGGAAAUGGAACUUCAUGGUAGGAGUUUUGAUUUAUUCUCAAAACCCUCAUAUUUAUGUGCCCUGCUUCCGUUGCUGAGCCAUUUACAAAAUGCAAACUGUAGAGCCAGUGUCAGCCUCUGCCUGCCUUAUCUCUCUACUCCCCCUAGAAGCCAAGUGCAUGGUGGGGACUCUGAAGGGCUUCCCUCAGUGAUGCCCUUGGCAGCCCCGUGCCAGCUGGCAGGGGCUCGCUCUGCCCCACUCUGGUGCCCUAAGCUAAGUGUAAGUGCUUAUUUUCGAUCAAAUUGUAUCCUGAUCUUUUGAACCAGGCAAAUAUCUGUCUGUUGAUUUCUUUUCUCUUGCAACAAAGAUCUGAAACAUUGUUUUAAUAGAAAACUCCAGCCUGUGUCCAAAUAAAUAUCCUUCUGUCCGAGGCAUCAUAUGCUGAUACCCAUGGAUAUAUCAUAUCUGCUACUUGCUACAUAUCUCAGGGUUUCAUAUGCUUAUGUGAUAGCCUCAUGCUAGUCUCCAGGUCUGCAAAAGUUUUAGCUACAGCUCUAUAAGGUCCAUCCUGGGAAGCAGGUCAAGAAUAAUUAUUUGAACAGAAAAGUCAGUGUAAUUAUAACUGUCACCCCACAAGCUUCCUCCAGCCUUACUUUGCAUCUAAUUUCUGGGAACUUACAACCCCACACAGACACUUGUGGAAUAAGGGUGUCACUUUCUCCUUCUGCCCUUCUUCUUCUCUCAUUUUACCUAUUCAAUGCCUAUUUCCUGAAGUUGUAUAUAAACAUUUGUAAAUGAGUUAUGUUUUAAGUGCCAAGUAAAAAUGCUAUGUAGAGAAGUGCUCUGAAAAACCAUUUUGUAAUAUGAAUAACCAUUUAGCCACUCUGUAAUUACAUAGUUUGCAUUUGCUUAAGUAGGUUGUACUUGAACUCUGGACUUCCUGUCCCCUAAAUGAUGGGUAGACAGAAUAUAUGACUGUAUUUCUAAACACCUGCUUUCCACAAUUGGUCUUUGUAAUGCCUUUUCUCUUAGUUUUAGAUUUCUUUAUUGUUUUGUGAUUUAUUUACAAAACACCAGAAAUGCAGAAAUGAUUAUAGUACAAUGGUCAUUAAAAAGGUGUGUUUUGCCUGUUGAGGUUGGUUACUUUUUUAUAGUCUAGAAGUAAUUUUUAGGUUCUACCCACCUCUUCUUCUCCGAGUGAAGAAACCAUCUGGAUUUUGCCUACAAGAAACUCUGACUUCAAGGCACCUGGGAGGCUC
Messenger RNA from Mustela erminea (ermine), 4042 nucleotides. RefSeq names its product chromosome 19 C16orf46 homolog (gene C19H16orf46). Lineage: Eukaryota; Metazoa; Chordata; Mammalia; Carnivora; Mustelidae. The coding region runs from base 1434 to 2636 and encodes 400 amino acids. The record is from RefSeq and is a predicted model, not a curated record. The transcript has 5 exons.